Molecule: messenger RNA, 882 nt
Organism: Moesziomyces antarcticus
Lineage: Eukaryota; Fungi; Basidiomycota; Ustilaginomycetes; Ustilaginales; Ustilaginaceae
Exons: 3
Coding region: 1-882 (293 amino acids)
Cellular component (GO): mitochondrial inner membrane peptidase complex
Source: RefSeq, a predicted model, not a curated record
AUGGUCAAGAUGAACGUCUGGUCUACACCUGCAGCAGCGAGGGUCCUGAAGGGCACAUCUCUCCAAAGCUUCUCUGUAGCGCGGAGGGUCGGGACGGUUCGGUACCAGUCGCGUGGCGCUCCGAGUCGCGAUGCCUCGCAGCCCGCUCCGCUAGCACAGCCAGCUGCACCCGCUUCCUCGCCUGCGACUCCCCGAACCAAGCCUGCAGGAGCUGAGGACGAACGGUCAAGGCUAGCAAGGCUACAAGCUCAGCGGCUCGAAGAGCUCAACCGUGGUCGUGCCGGAGGCGCUCGCGGAGGAGCGCGCUCGAACCGGCCAGAGCAGCGAUGGUCGAAUCGUACCCUGAUCGCGCUCGCCACUUCGGUGGGCGCGUGCACAUACCUGAUGGGCACCUACCACGGCUACAAUGCAGGCAAAGCACACGUGAUCGAGCAGGCUCAAGCUCCGGUCGACUCUCCAACACCUAGCGUCACAUCCUCCGCGGCCGCAUCCAUCGGCACAUCCGCCAAUUCGAUCGGCUUCGCAGAACGCGCCUUGACUUCUCUCUCGGACUUGGUGGCGCCAUUGGUGCCAUUCCGCUCCCUCGCCUCUCCGCUUCAUUGCGAACAAGGGCAAACAGAUGCACAGACCAAGGCAAAGACCCCAGAGUGCAGACUCGCCGAGCUCACCCAGUACCAUUGCGAUCUCCACCCGACGCGCGUCGUCUGCCAACCCAUCGAUCGGAUCUUCCGCAUAUGCAAGGGCCGUCCUGCUGUCGAGGUCUCGCACAUUGUCGAAUUCGACGAGUCCGCAAAACCUUAUCUGCCAGCCCAUCUCUCGUGCGGAAGCAAUGCCCCCCUCCCAGCAUUGGCACGAACUCAGAUCACCAGAUUUGUAGCCUAA